Amaranthus tricolor (Joseph's coat) is the source of this 671-nucleotide messenger RNA. RefSeq lists its product as uncharacterized. The record is from RefSeq and is a predicted model, not a curated record. Gene Ontology annotation, cellular component: chloroplast. The coding region runs from base 228 to 515 and encodes 95 amino acids. NCBI's taxonomy places the organism in Eukaryota, Viridiplantae, Streptophyta, Magnoliopsida, Caryophyllales, Amaranthaceae. The transcript has a single exon.
AUAAAAGAUAAGAUAUGUAAGUAAUGGAAAACCCGUGGUGGAAACACUCUGAUAUGCAAAAUUCCAUUCCCAAAGAUCAAAAUCCAAGGGCUGAGAUUCCACACCAUACAUAACUCUCAAGUUGCAUAUAUUAUCUUAGCCUUUUUCUUUCAUACAUUAGAAAACUGUUUAUCAUCCUACACCAUACCCACACAUCAUCUAAGUUCAAAUUCGAGCUCGAAUCGAGAAUGGCGUCUUUGCCUUUCGUGUUUGGAGCAGCCGCGUCCAGUAGAGUGUUCGUAGCGACAGCAACGAAAGGCGGAGGCUCGGUCAAGGAAGACAAGAGCUUUGUAGAUUGGCUUCUUGGUAGCCUUACAAAGGAAGAUCAGUUUUUUGAGACUGACCCAAUUCUUAAGAAGGUGGAAGGCAAAGCAGGAACCACCGGCGGAAGGAAAGGCACAGUUGAAAUGCAGAGCAAGAAGAAGAAUGGUGGUAAUGGAGGUGCUUUCGGAGGUCUCUUUGCUAAGAAGCAAUAGACUUUCAUCAUUGUCAUUCCUUUGCUUUUCUUUAAUCUCAUUGUUUAUUAUCAUUCAAUCUUGAUUUGCAACUAUUGGAUGUUUUUAUAAAUUUACCAUAUGAAUUUGGUACUCUUUUGUCUUUAAUAAAGUAUACCCUUCAUUUAUUAGGACUAA